CCGCUCCAAUGUCCGAUCCGAUCCAUUCCUGCGCCCACAUGACCUGACUUUGGGUUUCACCACCGGAAGGGAAGGGGAAAGGAAGGGAAGCGAUCGCACAAGCACAUUCCAAUUCGCAGCGGCGACUAGACGACUGCACAAGCACUGUAGUCUUCGCCAUCAACCGGCUUCAUCCUCCACAGGACUGAGAGGACGAUGGAAUGGACCUGGAGCUGAUUAGUUUACGGUUAGCAGCCGCCUCGCCCUGCCGGGUCGGUCGCCCCAGCCCCCAUUGUUUUCGUCUCGCAAUCGCCAUUGAUUUCCAAUCCACACCAGAGGAGAAGGAGAGGAGCAGUCACUCCGGGUCCUGGCUGCUCGAUUCGCAGCGGCAGGGAGAGCGAGCAUCCGUCUCCUCCGGCUAGCCCAGCCCAGCGGCUCCCGCGCGGCCACCGGCGGCCAUGGCGCCCCUCCCCCUCGUCCUCCUCUGCCUCCUCCUCGUCGUCCCACCUCUCGCCGCCGGGCAGCCGAUGCGCUCUUUCUCCGCCAACGACACGGCCUGGCGCCCCACCGACAGCAACCGCACCCUCGUCUCGCCGGGAGGGGACUUCGCCGCCGGGUUCUUGCCGGCAGCCUCCGCCGCUCCGGGCACCUACCGCUUCGCCGUCUGGGUCGUCGGCGCGAGCUCCUCCGACCGGGCCGUCAUCUGGUACGCCCACGGUCCCAAUAACAGCUCCGCUUACGAGGCCGACGGCGCCUCCGCGCUCGCCGUCGACGCGGCGGGCCGGCUGUCCUGGUCCGACGCCGGGAACGGCACCGUCUGGUCGCUCCAGCCCGCCACCAAUUCCUCCGCGAGCGCGGCGGCGCUGCUGCUCAACGACACGGGGAGCCUGCUCUACGGCGCGGCCAGCUGGUCGAGCUUCGCCGAGCCCACCGACACGCUCAUGCCGGGGCAGGCCAUCCCGGGAGUCAACGGCACCACGACGCUCCGCUCCGCCAACGGCCUCUACACGCUCGUCAGCUCCGCCCAGCUGCAGUUCGGCGGCCUGACGUACGCCAACGUCAGCAGCGGCAGCGCUCUGCUCGACCUCACCGACGACGGCAAGCUCAUCCUCAGCGGCGGGACCCCCCCGCAGCUCAUCGCCUCCGACCAGGGCGCCACCAACCGGGUGCGGUGGCUCACGCUCGACGAAGACGGCAACCUGCGCCUCUACAGCCUGCUACCCAGGACCCGGCGGUGGAGCGUGGUGUGGCAGCUCGUGCAGGAGCUCUGCACCAUCCGGGGCACCUGCGCCGCCGGCAGGAUCUGCGUCCCCGUCGGCGCCGACAGCGUCAGCUGCGUCUGCCCGCCGGGGUACGGCAACGCCACCCUGGAGGGCCCCUGCGCGCCCAAGAGGAACUACAGCGGCAGGGGCACCGACGACAAGUUCGUCCGGAUGGACUUCGUCUCCUUCUCCGGCGACGCGCCCAACACGCCGGCGGACCCUGGCCCCCUGAUGACCAAGCUGCCGCCGCGGAACCUCGCGGACUGCGAGAGGACCUGCCGGCAGAACGCGCGGUGCGUGGCGUUCGGGUACAAGUUCGGCGGCGACCGGACGUGCCUCCAGUACACGGCGCUGAAGGACGGGUACUGGUCCCCGGCGACGGAGAUGUCGACGUACCUCCGGGUGGUGGCGACGGACAACGACAGCAACCCGUUCACGGGGAUGACGGACAUGAUCGAGACGGUGUGCCCCGUGCGGCUGUCGCUGCCGGUGCCGCCGAAGCAGGCGCGGACGACGAUCCGGAACGUGGCGAUCAUCACGGCGCUGUUCGCGGCGGAGCUGCUGGCCGGGGUGGUGUCGUUCUGGGCGUUCCUGCGCAAGUACUCGCAGUACCGGGAGAUGGCGCGCACGCUGGGGCUGGAGUACCUGCCCGCCGGCGGGCCGCGACGGUUCUCGUACGCGGAGCUGAAGGCGGCGACGAGGGACUUCUCCGACGUGGUGGGGCGCGGCGCGUACGGGACGGUGUACCGCGGCGAGCUCCCCGACCGGCGCGCCGUGGCCGUGAAGCAGCUGCACGGCGUGGGCGGCGGCGAGGCGGAGUUCUGGGCGGAGGUGACCAUCAUCGCGCGGAUGCACCACCUCAACCUGGUGCGCAUGUGGGGGUUCUGCGCCGACCGGGAGCAGCGGAUGCUGGUGUACGAGUACGUGCCCAACGGGUCGCUGGACAAGUACCUGUUUGUGGGUGGUGGUGGUGGUGGUACUGGUGGCGGCGGAGAGGACGGGGACUCGUCGCCGGAGCACCAGCACCACCAGAACCAGCCGCCGCUGCUUGACCUCCACACCCGGUACCGCAUCGCCCUGGGCGUGGCCCGCGCCAUCGCGUACCUCCACGAGGAGUGCCUGGAGUGGGUGCUCCACUGCGACAUCAAGCCGGAGAACAUCCUGCUGGAGGACGACUUCUGCCCCAAGGUGUCCGACUUCGGGCUGUCCAAGCUGACGAGCAAGCGCGACAAGGUGACCAUGUCCCGCAUCCGGGGCACCCGCGGGUACAUGGCCCCCGAGUGGGUGAUCCACCGCGAGCCCAUCACGGCCAAGGCCGACGUCUACAGCUUCGGCAUGGUGCUCCUGGAGGUGGUCUCCGGCCGCCGCAACUACGGGUUCCGGCAGGACUCGGUGGGCAGCGAGGACUGGUACUUCCCCAAGUGGGCGUACGAGAAGGUGUACGUGGAGCGGCGCAUCGACGACAUCCUCGACCCGCGCAUCGCCGCCUCCUACGACGACGCCGCCAGCGUUGCCACCGUCGAGCGCAUGGUCAAGACGGCCAUGUGGUGCCUGCAGGACCGCGCCGAGAUGCGCCCGUCCAUGGGGAAGGUGGCCAAGAUGCUCGAGGGAUCCGUCGAGAUCACAGACCCCGUCAAGCCCACAAUCUUCUGCGUGCAGGACGACUAGAUACUACUACUAGUUUGUUACCACUGCAGGAACUGCAGAUCGAGUUCCCCUGAUUCUGCUUGGAAAGUUGGAAGAAAUCAAAAGCUCAUCUUUGUGCCUGGUUUUUCA
Panicum virgatum (switchgrass) is the source of this 3017-nucleotide messenger RNA. Its product is annotated as G-type lectin S-receptor-like serine/threonine-protein kinase SD2-2. The record is from RefSeq and is a predicted model, not a curated record. The transcript has a single exon. Gene Ontology annotation, biological process: protein phosphorylation. NCBI's taxonomy places the organism in Eukaryota, Viridiplantae, Streptophyta, Magnoliopsida, Poales, Poaceae. Bases 438 to 2909 code for a protein of 823 amino acids. Gene Ontology annotation, molecular function: ATP binding; protein serine/threonine kinase activity.